AGAUGGCGGCGGCCAUACCGGGCUGCGCUGAGGGGCCGAGCGCGCAGGGAGUGGCCGGCUCUGGGGGCCGCCUCGGCCGCUAGCCCGUCGGGGGUUCGGGGCGUAGCAGCGGGGGGCGCCCGGGCAGGGUCGCGCCGGCGGCGGGGAGGGCCGCAGAGGCUGGCUUGGGCCGGCCGGGCCCAGCCGAAGUCGCCGCCGAGCCAUGGAGAAUGCCGUCGGCGGCGGAGCAGGAGGCAGCAACGUCCCCGCCUUCCUCACCAAGCUGUGGACCCUGGUGGAGGACCCCGACACGGACCCGCUCAUCUGCUGGAGCCCGAGCGGGAGCAGCUUCCACGUCUUCGACCAAGGCCAGUUUGCCAAGGAGGUGCUUCCCAAGUACUUCAAGCAUAACAACAUGGCCAGCUUUGUUCGACAGCUCAACAUGUACGGCUUCCGGAAGGUCAUCCACAUCGAGCAGGGCGGUCUGGUGAAGCCAGAGAAGGACGACACAGAAUUCCAGCACCCCUAUUUCAUCCGCGGCCAGGAGCAUCUCCUGGAGAACAUCAAACGGAAGGUGACUAACGUAUCUGGCAUAAAGAACGAGGACAUCAGAGUUCGCCAGGACAGCGUCACCAAACUGUUGACUGACGUCCAGAUGAUGAAGGGCAGGCAGGAGAGCAUGGACUCCAAGCUGAUAGCCAUGAAGCAUGAGAACGAGGCCCUGUGGCGGGAAGUGGCCAGCUUGCGGCAGAAGCAUGCCCAGCAGCAGAAGGUGGUCAAUAAGUUAAUCCAGUUCUUGAUCUCGUUGGUGCAGUCCAAUCGUAUUCUUGGGGUGAAGAGGAAGAUCCCCUUGAUGUUGAACGACGGCAGUUCGGCACAUUCGAUGCCCAAGUUCAGCCGCCAGUACUCGCUGGAGCGUGUCCACAGCCCAUCCCCCUACUCCGCCUCCUCCCCAGCUUACGGUGGCUCCGCUUUGUACUCUCCUGACUCCUCUGCCAACUGCGGCCCCAUCAUCUCGGAUGUGACGGAACUGGCCCAGUCCAGCCCCUCGGCCUCCCCCAGCAGCAGCUUCGAGGAAAGGAGUAGUCCUGUGGUCCGUAUCAAAGAGGAGCCCCCCAGCCCCUCUCACAGCCCUCAGACCGAGGCUCCUGCUGUCGAAACCCCCCUUUCGCCCGCCGCCUUCAUUGACUCCAUCCUGCAGGAAGAGGAGCCCGGCAGCACCGCAGCCCCCGCGGCUGGCAGCAUCCUCGUGCAGCCCCAGCCCUCCGAAAAGUGCCUCAGCGUCGCCUGCCUCGACAACUCGGCUCGUACUCCGCAGAGGCCUGAGAUCACCUGUCUUUUCCCCAGCCCUCCUCCUUCCUCUCUGCACUGCCGACCACAGCAAGGAAACGACCUCAGCGAUCACUUGGACACCAUCGAUUCCAGCCUGGAUAAUCUGCAGACCAUACUUACGACUCACGGCUUCAGCGUAGACACGAGCGCCUUCCUGGACUCUUUCCCUUUUCCCCACGGACAGCUCUUCAGCCCUUCCAUGACGGUGGCGGAUGUGAAUUUGCCAGACCUGGACAGCAGCUUGGCCAGCAUCCAAGACCUCCUGUCCUCCCAGGAGCAGCAGAAGCCUGCGGAGGCAGAAGCCUCCCCAGCAGAUGCAGGCAAGCAGCUGGUGCACUACACCGCCCAGCCCCUCUUCCUGGUGGACUCAAGCUCUGUGGAUGUGGGCAGCCUGGACAUGCCCAUUUUCUUUGAACUGGGGGAAGGGCCCUGCUUCACAGAGGGAAACGACUACUUGGAGGACCCCGCCAUCUCCCUCCUCUCCGGGACAGAGCACCCCAAACCCAAGGACCCAGCCGUCUCCUAAGGCCACGCCUGGUCUGGCGGAAAGAGAGACUGCCCUGGGAAGGGCCUGCCAGCUGCCUCCUUGCUUUGCGCCAGUGUUGCCAUGAGCCCCUCACUCUCUUGGGCGCUCCAGCGACGCAAGGGUCCCGUGUGUGUGUGUGCUUAAUGAGGUGUCCGACCCCCUCUUCCAGGAUGGUAGCUCUGGGCAGGCAGGAGGCCUUCAAAGAAGACAUGGAUGCACUACGCAGGGGCUGCCCAUGGUGGGUGGCAAGCACAUUUGGUCAGCAGUGUCACCGCCGAUGCCUGCCCUGCCCUGUAGUCGGGGGGAAGGUGCUAGAGGGUCAGCCUAAAGUGGAGGGGAGAGGGGAUCCCUCCAGUCAGGAUGAACACGUUGGUUUUUAAAAAGAAAUAAAAGCCCCCCUCGGGGCUCAAGGGCUGGGCCCCUUCGUCGGUCUGCCCUGCCAGGGACUCCUGGAGGCUCGGGGGCCCCCACGCGAGAAGCCGCCCCCCCUCCACCCCGUCUCUUCCUCCUGGAGUGUCUCUCCUACUGGGGUUUGUUCUCCUUGGCUUAGCAGUAAGAAUUUGUACAUUCACACUUUGAUUGUUACUAGAAGAAAAUGUAUUUUGGAUUUUUACAUGAGAGAAGAAGCCCCUCCAUCCCAGCCUUCCUCUCCCCUGAUAUAU
Eublepharis macularius is the source of this 2499-nucleotide messenger RNA. It is a transcript of the gene HSF1, whose product is annotated as heat shock transcription factor 1. Gene Ontology annotation, molecular function: sequence-specific DNA binding; DNA-binding transcription factor activity. NCBI's taxonomy places the organism in Eukaryota, Metazoa, Chordata, Lepidosauria, Squamata, Eublepharidae. Gene Ontology annotation, biological process: regulation of DNA-templated transcription. Bases 203 to 1837 code for a protein of 544 amino acids. The transcript is spliced from 14 exons. The record is from RefSeq and is a predicted model, not a curated record.